AUGCUCGACACGGUUGCAGCCGGUGGCUGCGUCUGCGUGCCCGAGGAGUCAGAGCGCCGUGGGGAUAUCAGUGGAGCCAUCCGCCGGAUGGAGGUGAAUUAUUUGCAUCUGACCCCGCCAGUCGCCCGGCUGAGGGACCCUUCCCGUCUGCCACGCCUCCGAAUCCUCGUCUCGAGUGGAGAGGCCAUCUCACGCACGGACAUGGAACAGUGGGGCCCCCAUGUCCUUCAUCUGAUCAACGGACCCGGAGCGAACCACAGCGACAUUCGUGAAAACCCUCCAUGGUUGGUCCUGGGAGCAGGAGGGCCCCGUGGGAAUGGCCCCGGUCGACAGGGCCGACCUUAUCGAACCGGGGACUUGGUCCGGUAUGCCUCGGAAGGGUCCAUUCUCUAUGUUGGGAGAAAGGAUAAUCAGAUCAAGAUUCAUGGUCAGCGGGUGGAGUUGGAAGAGAUCGAGAAACAUAUCGAGCAGGUCCUGCUGAACGGUGCGGCCGCAGCAGCGACAGCAGUCGCCGCAGUCCCGGUGGUAGCAGCGUUCCUCAAACCUCAAGGAAGCAACAAACCCAUUCUAGUCGCCUAUCUGGCACUGCUGAGCGAUGGCGGUGCUGAGAUUCGAAUGGCUGAUAGCUACUCCCUUUGGGAAGACCGGUGCUUCCAGAGGUGA
Aspergillus aculeatus ATCC 16872 is the source of this 663-nucleotide messenger RNA. RefSeq names its product AM-toxin synthetase. Gene Ontology annotation, biological process: amino acid activation for nonribosomal peptide biosynthetic process; secondary metabolite biosynthetic process. Gene Ontology annotation, molecular function: phosphopantetheine binding. Gene Ontology annotation, cellular component: cytoplasm. The coding region runs from base 1 to 663 and encodes 220 amino acids. The transcript is spliced from 2 exons. The record is from RefSeq and is a predicted model, not a curated record. NCBI's taxonomy places the organism in Eukaryota, Fungi, Ascomycota, Eurotiomycetes, Eurotiales, Aspergillaceae.